CUAUAAAACUGAUGUUUUAAGUUCUAAUAGGAGCACAGUUGAGCCGCGAUAAACCGAAACGUAGGUUCUAGACGGUUAUCCACGGCAGUAACGGUCCGAUCGGGGCUUCCAGUAACUGCGCUCCUCAGGUGUUCGGCUAACUGUAGCAAACGUUAGCGUAACUGUUCUUUUGAGCAGUUUGGGUCAAUAACGGAUCAAGUCCAGCUACUGUUUCAGGUUGUCCUCGUAGUGGGUGAAAGGUCAUCUGAGCAGCAGAAAUGAGUCGCAGGAGUCACAGAUCCAGCUCAAAGACUGGCUCCGGAUAUCGAGCGAGAUUCUCCAGAGUUUCCCUAGAAAAGCAUGACUGGACACCAGAGGAGGAUGGGAAGCUUCAUCACCUGAUUAAGGAGUAUGGCACCAGCAGCUGGCCUGUGGUCGCGCACCAUUUCAGAGGACAAAGGUCACAGCUGCACUGUCAGCGCCGCUGGCAGCAGAUAAAGAAUCCCCAGCUGAUCAAAGGUCCCUGGACUCAGAAGGAAGACCACAAACUCACAGAUCUGGUCAAAAAGUAUGGCUUAAAGCGCUGGUCGCUCAUUGCUAAGCAGCUCUUCACCCGAAAUGGGAAGCAGUGCCGCGAACGAUGGCACAACCACCUGGACCCGACGGUGAAGAAGAGCAGCUGGACUGUGGAGGAGGACCAGAUCUUGUGCCAGGCCCACCGGCUGCUGGGCAACCGUUGGGCUGACAUUUCCAAGCUGCUGCCUGGCAGGACAGAUAACUCCAUUAAAAACCACUGGAACUCUACCUUGAAGAGGAAAGUGGAAAAGGAGGGAUACCUGCACAUUCUGUGCCUUCACAGCUCCUCCAGCUCCACGUCCAGACCUCCAUCUCAAACCUGUGGCCCCGCGAUAACAACUACCAUCCCUUCCAAGCAGGCGGACAGUCUGUCCACAUUGAAGGAUGAGUCCAGCUUCUUCAUCGAUCAGAGUGUGGACAGACCUCACAGAGGCUCCACCUACCUGCACUCUAACCACGCCUCCUCCUCUUCUGGGAGUAUGUGCAGGCUUGUAACAUCUUCAGAGCUCACGGAGAUGGACCUGGAGGAGUGGAACUGUGACUCAAGGGAAGUAACCUCACAUCUUAAACCUUCCCUGGUGACCGAGUCUGACUACUCACUUAGAGACGACUCUAACCUCUCCUUCGUACACCUCAGCAGAACCUUUGUUGCAGGUAUGAAGGUGAAAAGUGAAAAAGGAGGUUCCUUUCUGGAGUCUUCCUCCUGGACAAGAACUGGCACCAUAGAACAAGAACCACUGUCUCCUUCAGAGAUGAUGAGUCAGUGUGGUCCAGAUCAGCUGACAUUCCAGUGUCCAAUCCUCACCUCCACCCCCUUGUCCUUGUUGAAACAUCCCUCCAUCAGGCAACAGGAAGGCUGCUGUGACCACUGCAGCUUGAGCAGUAGGACACCUGUAGAGACCCGAGAGAAGAUUCAAGCUUUGCUGAUGUCAGCUCCUUCGACUCCGACACCGAUGAAGAUCAGGAACCAUCAGAACCAGGCGCAUGGCGAGUGUCUGCUGAGCUCCAUCCUGCAGAAUCAGAACCAGUCCAGCUCAGUGCAGCAUCAGCUGGGCCAUAAGGAUUCUGGGUCCCAAUCCAAAGUCCCUACAGGGUUUGGUUCCGAUCCGUGCUGUGAAGAGCUUGGUUGUUUUCCAAUAGAUGAACAGGUGGAAGUGUGGUGGACUCAGCAACCUGAACCUCACCUGGACUCGCCUGACUUUUCGACUUUCAAGAUAAAUCCUUUUGAGUUUUUGUCUCCAGGCGAGUGGAGAGCUGCAGGUGGUGUUUGGGAAGACCCAAGACCAGGUGAGUCUGACAGAACAAGCCAGACUCUACUUUGAGCCGUGAUCCAUCUCCAGAACUUGACCCUGAUCCUGCAAGUGAUUCAAGCCUCCUCCUGCUGAGCCAGCUGGUCUGGAAUGGGUUUGACCUGUGACCCUGACAGUCACUCUGUUUGAUUGAUUUCUUUACCAAUUGUUUCUGUGAAAUAAUUUUAAUCAGCACUUUUUUGGUUUUACCUAACUUUGUGGGCUUUUAUCUGAUUUUACCGUCAGAUUUUUACCUGAUCUCGUUAGAUUUCACCUGAUUUUAAUGUCAUGGUUUGUCAGAUUUUUAUCUGAUUUGAUUGUAAAAUUUUUACCAGUUUUUAUUCAGAGGGUUUUGUUUACUUUUUUUAAUGUUGUUGCUUGAUUUACUGAACCUCCUAGUUUCCUGUUCAGGUGAACCCAUUUUUCUUGUCAUGCCACAAUUGAUUUCUUUCUUUAUGGAACACAACGACACUUUACAUGAAACUUUUGCACACAGUCGACUUGGUUUUAAACCAGAGCAUUUUAUCUUUACUUGAAUGUUUAAAAGAAAAUAAGCUGCUUUUAUUUUGUCUGUUAUUUAACCUGCAGAACACGUGACCAGCUUUAGGCCACUGCAGCAGGAAUUUGCACCUAAUGGAGCUUGUUUUUAUUUGUCUU
Messenger RNA from Nothobranchius furzeri (turquoise killifish), 2501 nucleotides. RefSeq lists its product as uncharacterized. The record is from RefSeq and is a predicted model, not a curated record. Lineage: Eukaryota; Metazoa; Chordata; Actinopteri; Cyprinodontiformes; Nothobranchiidae.